AUGAUUUCGCUCGAGCUCCGUAUCGUUGGCUCGUACGUUGCUAGUCGCCAGGACGCGAUCGAGGCAGUGAACCUCGUUGCAGACGAACAGGUUCGACCCAAGUUCACACUGGAUCAACUAGUGAAUCUGCCGGACGUGUUUCAACGGAUGCAAGCUGGCCAAGCGCGCACACGCGUCGUGUUGGACUGCAGGUAA
Molecule: messenger RNA, 195 nt
Organism: Peronospora matthiolae
Lineage: Eukaryota; Oomycota; Peronosporomycetes; Peronosporales; Peronosporaceae
Source: the annotation of a GenBank genome assembly